GUAUGUCGAAACGUUUGGGUCGGAACAGGUAAAUUGCGAAAAUCAAAAGCGCAACACAGCUGAAGUUUCCUUUCCUUUGGCCUGGAGAACAUUCCUGGUUGAACUGAGUCCAGAUUUCAAUGGCUUCGCAGCAGGAGACAGAGACAUCCCAGUUUGAUCACACUCCGCUUUACUGCGAGGAGAAUGUGUACAGGCUUUGCAAGAAAUUAAGUUCAACUGGGGUUGCAGAUACAGAGGCUUCUGAUCUUUUUGUUGUUUUUAUAUCUAAUGAUAAGAAACAAAUUCCACUUUGGCAUCAGAAGGCCAGCCAUAGGGCUGAUGGGGUUAUUCUCUGGGACUACCAUGUAAUCUGCAUACAGAAAAAAGAAAAUGAAAAGCCUCCGCUAGUAUGGGAUCUGGAUUCUACUCUUCCAUUUCCUUCUCCUCUAGCAUCAUACGUUGCAGAAACUUUUCGUCCAUCAUUUCCGCUCUUUUCUGAGUUUCGAAGAUUUUAUCGAAUUGUACAUGCUCCCAUAUUUUUCCGCUGUUUUGCUUCUGAUAGAAGACACAUGAAGGAUUCUGAUGGGAAUUGGAAUGCCCAACCGCCUCCAUAUGAUCCAAUAAUUGCUGAAGAUGGAACAGUGCAUAACCUGAAUGAGUACAUGGAAAUUCGCAGCGUUGAUGCUGUACCUAUUAUAGAAGCUGAUUUGGUAAAUGCUGUAAAAAAUGAACAGCUCGGCGUGGUGGUAAAUGAAAAACAGAUUGAAGAAUUCUUCACUCUUCCUACAUGAGCAAUUACGUGGUGUGCCAUUCCCUUCUGAAGCUUGUACGGUGUUUAUUAUGAUGUAUGUGUCUGUCGUGAUAGACUUCUAGUUUUUGAAACAUUCACAUUUAGACUUGUUAAUUCCUAAAUCCGUCCGGAUUUAAAUGUCAGACUUGUCGCGUGCUAGUUCAAAUUACACUUGACAAUUAAUACUGGAAGUACGGUGUGUUAACAGAGCUGCUACAUUUUUUGGGAGAGGAGAGGACUGGUUGUGGAAUUAUUUGGUGUCUUUUUGGGACUUCCAAGAUUUGUAAUUGCAGUCAUCUAUGUAAGAGGAGCAUCGGAAGCGUGAUAUACACAUAGAGGAGUGUAGUUACAAAUCCUGGGAUGAAUCAGUUUGCCUGAAUAGAACCACUUCUGAGUUCUGACCGUCUUCUGGUAGCUGACUGAAAGUUAACUGUGUAAUGUGUUAAAUCAACUCUAUGUUUCACUUUGUAACGCAUGUUUUGGGUACAAUUGAAAAUUUUAUUGUGAUACUGAUUACUUGAGAAAUUCCACAUGGAAUCGGACAUUUUGACAUGUUA
Molecule: messenger RNA, 1326 nt
Organism: Chenopodium quinoa (quinoa)
Lineage: Eukaryota; Viridiplantae; Streptophyta; Magnoliopsida; Caryophyllales; Amaranthaceae
Product: protein N-terminal glutamine amidohydrolase-like
Exons: 6
Coding region: 120-770 (216 amino acids)
Cellular component (GO): nucleus; cytosol
Molecular function (GO): protein-N-terminal asparagine amidohydrolase activity; protein-N-terminal glutamine amidohydrolase activity
Source: RefSeq, a predicted model, not a curated record